Molecule: messenger RNA, 500 nt
Organism: Parathielavia appendiculata
Lineage: Eukaryota; Fungi; Ascomycota; Sordariomycetes; Sordariales; Chaetomiaceae
Exons: 1
Coding region: 93-305 (70 amino acids)
Source: RefSeq, a predicted model, not a curated record
UUGCCACAACACCACGUCCCCGAGAACCAGUCUGAACCAAGAGGUGUACCACGCGAAUCUCAGUCGGGAGGAAGCCGUUUCGCAUUCAAUUGAUGAAUUCUCUUAUUUCUGUUUUAGGCACUCAUCUUGCUAUGCAUUGGGGUUCCUUCGGGCUGGCCUGUUUAUUUCAUACCCAGGGACAUAUCCAUGAAUUUAAGUCGCUCACAUUAACUCUGGCCCGUGCCCUCAACGUCUUUUCUCCGCACCGUCAGUCGCUGAUGCAACUUCGUAAUCUCGAUCAACUAAGCAGGAAAGCAGGCCGUUGACCGAUUCAUCAGGCCUUUGUUGCCGUCCGCCGCCCGUGGGUGGAUGAGGACCGAGGGCCACCAAGAGCCAGAUGCGGUGGAGCUGAAGAAACUAACGAUCGGCCCAGCCCUCCUCCUCAGUCACCAGCGAUCCCAGAAACGGCAUGCGCCCCCAGCUAUACAUCCGUACGGAUAGAGAGAUUGGGCCAAUUCUGC